Messenger RNA from Ostreobium quekettii, 1425 nucleotides. The record is from the annotation of a GenBank genome assembly. Lineage: Eukaryota; Viridiplantae; Chlorophyta; Ulvophyceae; Bryopsidales; Ostreobiaceae.
AUGCAAGCCGAGCGGAACGAAAUCAACGAAGACCGUGUGUCGCUGCAAAAAGAAGCUCAGGCGUUGAAAGACGAGGGCGACCGCAUGGCAGAGGCUAUGGCGUUCCUUGAAAGGAAGAUUGAAGAAUUCAGAGACCUGAGCCAAAACCUGCCUGCCAUGGUGGAAGGGCUUCGAUCAAGUCGGCAGAAGCUGGACGCAGAGCGGGCUGGAUGCUUGGAAGAGAACGCCAGAAACAAGAGCGAAAGGCAGGCUCUUGAAGAGCAAAGGCUGACCCAAGAAGCUGCCAGGCUUAAAAUCGCGCAAGAGAGGAAACUGUUGAGCGAGGACCGCAACGCAGCACACCGCGCCGCGGGGGAUGCCAGAGAAGCUCGAAGGCAUUUGUCCGAGGCCAUCCGAGUCGCGUCCAAGCAAGGCCUCGUCGCCACAGUCUUCUGGGAUAGCUCCAGGGCGACGAUCCAGACCGCAGGCCCGCAUGGGUGCGAGACGACAGCACAAGCGAUUGAUGUGAAUGCUGACGGACAUGAGAACUUCACCAACCAUGACGCGGAACACUCACGCAACCCGCAAGCAAUUCAUCGUCAGCGCAAAAACAGCCAAACAAACGCCGAAAAGAGAGGGCGAGGCACCUUGAUGAAGCUCGUGAGGCAGGCAGGGCUUGACUUCAACUCCCUCGAGCGCUCAGCAUCUCAGGCCACGGCCUACGCUGCGUCUCAGGCGGCGUUCAUCCAGCAGCUCCGGGCCUCCCACAAAGAAAACCUUUCCGGCGCUGCCCCGGCCACCCAGGCUGGCUCACUGCGCGACGAGGGCGGCGCGACCCACGCCGCGCGGGCCCCAAGGCCCCAGCGCCACCCGCCGCCCGCCAAGAGACACACCCCGGUCGCCGCAGGUGCACAAUGGCAGCCCCGCGGCGCCCCUCUGCCCCACCAGGCGGAGCCCUGCGCCACUCCCGCGCUCUCCUGCCCGGCCACGUUCGUCUUCCCCGCCUUUACCCCCCUGCUGCCCAUCAGCAGCACCUCGGACUCCAAGGGCACGCCCCCCAAGGGGCAGGACUCCCCCUGGCUGCUGACGCCUGGCGGCCUGCCUUCUUCCGAAACUGUGACCGACAGCACGGCGACCCCGCCAACGGGCCGCCGCCGGCCGUCAUCGACAGAUGCAGAGAUUGUGUCGAAGGGUUCGGCCGGGGAAGGGGCCUCGUGCAAUCAGGGCGCGCCCGGACGCAGCGGGGAGGCGAGGGCGGCGUCCGUGGCGUGUGGUUUCGAGUCGCCGGAGGAGGUGCAGUCCUUGAGGGAGAGGGAGGGAGACGAGUGCCGCGGUGCGCGUGGCCAGUCGCCCAGGCUGGUGGCGAGGAACUUGGCGGCGGAGGUGUUCGAGCAGGAGCAAGGUGGGGAAGGAGGCAGCGAGGAGGAGGGGCUGGCACACGAGUGA